AUGGGCGGCGGUAAAGCUCCUCAGCAGCAGACUCUGAGAAAGCGAAGGUCCCAGCCGGAGUGUGAAAGGAAGCCUUCCGUUUGCCAGCUUCGUGAGCCCGCUGGUGUCGACGAUGACAUUCGACGACUUGAGAACCAAGUAAACCAACUGAAAACCGAGUGCAAGAUUCUGCAGCGGGCCCGUGACGAGUCCGUGGUUGUCGCAUCCCAGAUGAUCAAGGAAAUCGAACGUUUGGAAGAUCUUCUGAAAUCUCAACGCAAGGCGAAAGAGCAAGGGUCGAAAACCACCUCACCUUGA
Cladophialophora carrionii CBS 160.54 is the source of this 297-nucleotide messenger RNA. RefSeq lists its product as uncharacterized. The record is from RefSeq and is a predicted model, not a curated record. Bases 1 to 297 code for a protein of 98 amino acids. NCBI's taxonomy places the organism in Eukaryota, Fungi, Ascomycota, Eurotiomycetes, Chaetothyriales, Herpotrichiellaceae. The transcript is spliced from 2 exons.